Molecule: messenger RNA, 1052 nt
Organism: Strigops habroptila (Kakapo)
Lineage: Eukaryota; Metazoa; Chordata; Aves; Psittaciformes; Psittacidae
Gene: UTP4
Product: UTP4 small subunit processome component
Exons: 7
Coding region: 1-969 (322 amino acids)
Biological process (GO): maturation of SSU-rRNA from tricistronic rRNA transcript (SSU-rRNA, 5.8S rRNA, LSU-rRNA)
Cellular component (GO): 90S preribosome; small-subunit processome; t-UTP complex
Molecular function (GO): protein binding; RNA binding
Source: RefSeq, a predicted model, not a curated record
AUGGCAGUGCCGGUCAUCACUCCCGCAACCUGCUGGAGCAAGUCCUACUUCCGCAAGUGGCUCUACAAUGCCCUGUGGUUCCACAAGCAUCACCUUCGGAUGACCUACGUGUCAAUGGUGACUGGCUUUUUCCCCUUCUUAUGCAUCAAUGCCGUCAUCCAGCUCUUCUUCAGUGACACCGAGGUGGCCUUCCUUGUCUCGGGUGCCAUCCUUUGUGUCUGCUACUGGGUGGCCCUGUUAGCCCUCUUCAUAGCCAUUGUCAUGCAGCACUGUGGCAAGUGGCAGGAGCAGUGCGGGCUGGCCUUCACUGGGGCCCAAGCACCAUUUAUACAUGGUGAGGGUGUUUCUGCAGGGUGCCCUGAGGCCCUUUACCUGCUGGCUCCAAGCGCAGAUGGGCACUGGCUGGUCGCAGUCAGUGGGGACUGGGCAAUCCACAUCUACAACCUGAAAUGCUUCAAGCAUCACUGCAUGGUGCUCACGUACAGCUGUGUGGUGACAGCCCUCACCAUCCACCCCAUCACCAACCACCUUGUUAUCACCUAUUCAGGCCAGCAGUUGUUUGAGUUCAGCAUCCCUGAGAAGCAGCACACGGCCUGGAGUUGCAUGGUGCAGAACUGCAGGCUGCACAAGGUCUGGCUGGAGAGGGACUUGCCCAUCACCCACAUCACCUUCAACCCCAAGAACCCCUUGCACAUCCUGCUCCAUGACAUCUACAUGCUUUGCAUCCUUGACAAGUCCCUGCCCCUGCCAGACAACAGCGCCCUCAUGAUGAACCAGAGCACCCUGAAGCAGCUCCCAGAGACUGCCGGGCAGUGGCAGCUCCAUGCCUUCAAGAUUUGCAAGAAGUUCCAGCCCCUGCUCUUUGCGGAUCUGCUGGAUGAUAACUGCCUCGUGAUGGUGGAGUGGCCCAUCAUGGAUAUCAAGACCCAGCUGCCACUGCCUAUCCAACAGAAGAAAUUUGUCACCUGAGAGCAGAACAAACCACUUUGGACACAGAAACUGUGUAUGUUGCUUUCCUAGGGUGCUGUAGGAAUAAACCCCACUGUUCUGUA